CUUGAACAACUUGUUUGUUUGAUUUUAUUAACUCAGAAGCAGGCGGCGUUAAAAGUAAAUGCAACGCAAUUCAAAUCAAUUUCAAAAGUUUGGAACUUCAGGCUUUGCCGCCGCCCGGCAGAAAUAAAUCACGGAGCGCGCGUGGCCGAUUCAAGUCGAAUUUCGCGCGCCCAGAGGAAGGCAUCAGCGCGCAGUUUUCUACUUCGCUUUUUUAGAUAGCUCUCGAUGUGGCCGAGUCUGACGGCGCGUUGUGUGCGCCUUUCUUACCGUCAUCGACCCAUUUCGACGCACAAGCGCCACAAAUGGCGCGCACCCGGGCGGCUUUUGGAGUGUAUGUGAGGGGUAGGGGUUGCGUAAAUGCGCGGCCCCCACUGGGGCCGUGUAGGAUUCCACAUGACAUGUCAGCACAUGCCCGCGUCCGCGGGCUCGGCCGGUCCUUGGUGUGUGCCGCACUUGGCGAGACACAGAAGCAAUUCGCCGUGGUCGCUUCUCGCGAAGCUUUCAGAAGCUUCGCAAUAGCUGCGGGCGGCGUAAGGAGAUUGGGACACGCCAAAAACAUGGCUGAUUGGCGCUGGUGCGUGGACUGCUUUAUUUCUGAGUUGGAUGCGCUCCCUCGCGGGCAGUCCUGGUUGAUUCGCCACUCCAUUUUGCCGGAGAGGAAACUUGGUCCAAAUUUGAUCCAAAAUUGAUCCAGACACGGAUACGUAUAUGUGGACCAAAUUUGGACCGAGUUUGGACCAACUCUUGACCGAAUCUCGAUCAACCAUUUGAAAUUGGCCAGAAUCUCGAUCAACCGUUUGAAAUUGGCCAGAUUCUCGAUCAACCGUUUGAAAAUGGCCGGCAUCUCGAUUAGCCGUUUGAAAUUCCCGACUGUCGUUUGAAAUCCCCGGCCGCAGUCUGGGGUUGUCGAUGAAAGGCACCGGCCUGCCGCCAGCGGGCCGGUCCCUUUUCUAAUCAGUUGGCCUCUGAGGCUGCUGGCGAAUUUGGGUUGGCCUCCCUUCCUGUUUGUGAAAAGUUGAGCGGUUGGCAGGAAGACGCAACUUCUGCAACGUGCACAGAUGGAAAGAUGGGGACUUCGGGCGAGCUCUUCGCCCAUCGCGAAUUGCGCCUGGCUACUCGCCUUGAGCAACCUACUUUGACGUGUCAGCCUCUUCAUUAUUUCGGUGAAGCAGACGAGCGCGCAUGUUUGUUAUUUCGGUGAAGAAGAUGAUUUUCUUGAACAACUUGUUUGUUUGAUUUUACAGAACAGUCUAAAACGCACCAGAGAAAUUCGCGGUUUCUGUAUCCGGGGGGUCAGACUAGGAGGUGGCCGGGUACUAGGGGGCUUGGCAUUUCAGCUUUGGCACGACGAGGCCGUGUGCCGGAGUUUCAGCGACGCACCAAGCAAGUUUCUCUCUUGGCAAUUUCGGACUCUGAUUACAAACCCAGGCGCCUGGGCGGCUUUUGGAUUGGGCGGCGCGCCGCCGGUGUCUCAUCUUCUGGAAGGAAUUGCUCGGGUGCUUUCUUUGUGUCGGUUGGCAAACUACUUUCGCUACAAACUGCAAGGCGUUUUGGUGGGGCUAUCUUUGGGUUAGGUUUUCUUUCACAUUUUUGGGCAGCGGCUCUGGAGUUCUUUUCCGCCCGUAUUUGUUCUGGCACGGGCUUCCUGGUCGGCAUGCUAGCCUCGGCAGUGCCCUGGUUUGGCUUUCGUAGCUAUCUCCAUUUCGCACCAGAAUUGUCAAUGACAGGCGUCAUACGUAGCAAGCGCCGCUACGUGUAGCUCUCCCCUCUCCGUCAGGGGGUCCUAAUUCCGGGUCGGGUGCAAGUGGGCCUUGGGUGUUAUAGGCCAGGCAGCGCUGGGUCUGGUCGCCCCUGUUUUGGAGCCGUCGGUCAGGAGGUUGCGUCGGAAGGUGCAGCGCGCGGGCGCCUCUAUUUCAGGCGAUCAUGUGCUGGGCUGGCUUGGUGGAUGUAGAUGGUUUCGCCCUCCUGUUGUUCCGCUCCCUGUUUUGGAUCUCGAGGACGCGUUGGCCUCAUCAAAUACCGGGAGCUGCGGGUGAUUGGCCUCAAAUACCGGUUGAGGUGUUGACCGGGAGCUGCGGGUGACCGGUUGAGGUGUUGACAUUUUCUGGGAUGCUUGCAUCUUGGCGCUGUUUGCUACAUGGAUUUUGGAAGGAACAUAGCCGGGCCGGCGGGGCAUGAGUGCGGGGUUUCUCGCUCAUCGCGGUUUUUCUGCCCACAACCAGGAGAACGGAGGCUCCUGCCUGCCACCAAUGGCAAUGCCUGGCUGAAGGCCCUGGCCUCGGUGAAGAAGAUGAUUUUCUUGAACAACCUGUUUGUUUGAUUUUACAGAACAGUCUAAAACGCACCAGAGAAAUUCGUGGCUUCGAUUAACUCCAAAGCGCCUUAUGCUAAAAACAAUGCAAAAUGAUUUCAAAAGGAAUUCAAAAAGACGCACUUUUCAUUUUUCCGUGAAAUUGAGCGGGGCUUGGGUUUAUUUUUUCGGAUGCGCGCUUUUUGUGUAAAGGCUUUCAUUCGUGAUCGCUUCCUGCCCCUCUUCCUUUCAGGGUGUUGGGGCGUAGCUUGCGGGGCAUUGAUAGGGUCGACCUUCACGCCGAAAGGCUUCUCGACAGCGGUUCGGAUGGGGGAUUUCGUACUUGAAGGGGCAUGCAGUAAAGCACGCCAACUCAAGAGGAUCCAGGUCUUGAGGAAUCUCCCUUCGCCAGAUUCAAAAAAAAGUUGGAAAUAAGUUGGAAGCCAACUUUUUUCUGUUUCCCAUACUAAGAAUCCCUGACCCAACUAAUUUUGAACUUGUCUCCAACUUAUUCCCAACUUUUUUUUGAAAUUGCCCAGAUCCGCCAAUUUCUUUUUGAAUUGUCUCGGGGCCGCCAAUUUCUUUUUGAAUUCCAUCAACCCCGCCAAUUUCUUUUUGAAUUCCGUUCAGGUCGCCAAUUUCUUUUUGAAAUUGCUUAGGCCCGCCAAUUUCCUUUUGAAAUUGGGCACUCUGCGUGAUCGCUCUGGUAUUGGUGUGGUCUGUGGCAUGAUAUGUUUUAUGUUAGGCACCAAUCAGGCCCGAUCAAUCGAGGGGAGAGGGUGCAUCUGGGCCCUCUCGGCCGCCUUGGAAAUGGAAUUGCGUUGGCCCCAUGCGUCGUGGCUUUGGGCGGACGUGGUGUCUGUCCGUUGGGUUUUCGAGGGACCCUGGCGGUUCAAUCUUGAAAGAGAUGAUUUUCUUGAACAACCUGUUUGUUUGAUUUUACAGAAUCUAAAACGCACCAGAAAAACUCGCUGUUUGGUUACCUUGGCUUCCCAGGUACAGUUCUGGUUCAUUGUGUUUAGAAUAUUGCACGCCUGCUUACAAAUUCGGCGGGAAAAGAUGUGCUGCUCUUGUCCCUGAUGUGCGGGCAGUCUCUAGCACUUUUCCUGCUGAUUAGAUGUCCCCCCUACGUGGUGUUUAUGUUUGUCGUGUUUCAUGGGUUCUUCUUCUUUGUGUCAUCGCUCAGUUCGGAUAUUCGGUUUCGGUGGUGCAUUGUGCCGUCGUGGUAGUCAGUCUAGUCGU
Molecule: messenger RNA, 3532 nt
Organism: Amoebophrya sp. A120
Lineage: Eukaryota; Dinophyceae; Syndiniales; Amoebophryaceae
Source: the annotation of a GenBank genome assembly